Molecule: messenger RNA, 2892 nt
Organism: Trypanosoma cruzi
Lineage: Eukaryota; Euglenozoa; Kinetoplastea; Trypanosomatida; Trypanosomatidae
Product: retrotransposon hot spot (RHS) protein, putative
Exons: 1
Coding region: 1-2892 (963 amino acids)
Source: RefSeq, a predicted model, not a curated record
AUGACUGUGCCUAUUGUCUUUCUUUUUCUCAUUCUCCGCGUUGGGUGGUUAUUGUUUAGAUCUAACUCAAUCCAACCAGAAAGACAAGGAGAAACGAUGCCUGGAAGGCCGGAGAGUGUACAAGGCGGCAAUGUGGAGAUUCGAGCGCCCACUGUGCCGCAAGGAGAUUGUCGGAAGAGAACGAGGCCGGAGUCCCAUACUGGCACCGAUCAACCCGCUGCGACUUGCAGAGGAGUGGGGAAAAGGCAGCAACCAAAUUGGACACUUUUGAGCCGAGUGGAGGAUGUACUGCUGGUGGGAAAGGAACGCAUCAUCAGCAUGAGGCUGAAUGAAUUCCUUCGUAAUUUUCUUGGCGGCAGGGGCGUUGUGGACGCCAAUGAGGAAGUCUCUAUGGAGGUGUUUCUUACGAACCCCAUGCGUUUUUCCAACGGCGAAACGUUAUUGUGCACAAUAACGGAAUUCCCGUUAUGCCGAGAGACGAAAAUGCUACUGGAGGCUGCAUAUAAACUGAAAGGAGAAGGCGUGUUCUUGCUUCAACACUGGAGGGAUUUUGAAGGAAAGGAUACGGUCACUCCCAUUGCAAAGGGAGCACUCGACGCAGGCCUUCUUUGUUUACUGGGAAAACAAGCAGAAAGAGAGGCAGAGGAAAGGGCAAGGCGGGAGGCAGAGGAAAGGGCAAGGCGGAAGCAACGAAUAAAAUUUACCUUUUCCACAAAUAUCGAAGAUGUGCUGUUGAGGGGAAGAGUUCGCGCCAAUAACACGAAGCUGAAUGAUUUUCUUACGGUGGAGUUGGGCGGAAAGGGUGUCGUGGAAGCAAAUCGGAAUGUCUUGCUGGAGGAGUUUGUUAGGGACCCUGAGAGGUACAUCGGCGAUGAGGAAGUAUUGAACGAAAUAAAGGAAUUAUAUAAUUAUUUGAGUAAGGUGAUUGCUGUAAGGGAUGAAAUCAAUCUUCGUGAAGAUUUACGCAGCCUUUACAAUAAAGGUGUGCACAACCUAAUGAAGUGGUCAGAGCUUGCUGCGGAGGUAAAGGUAGGUGUUCAUGGCAUCAAUAGAGAUACUUUGGAUGCAGCCCUCGUGGAUGUGAGGAACCGAACAAUUAAGAGUGCAUCGAUGAAACCGAAGGGAUUGUACAAUUCUGUGUACAAUGCGAGGUGGCAUCAUGUGGUGGAGGUUACUGACGGCAACGGAAUGGGAAUGAAGGUGGAGGAGGGGAAACCAGAGCAGCAAUGGACAUUCAAGGCAGCCGGCGAAACUUUCGAAAAGAAUGACGGUGCGUUGCAAUCCGGUGCAGAGCGUCCCAGGCUGAUGGUGCUUACCUCGGACAGGGGAUGGCCGUACUCGUGGGAAUGGGAGGAGGAUGGAUCGACUCAUGACUGCUAUGUGAACUGUGAGGUGGAGCGAGCGUGGCGGAUCGUCUUUGAAGAUCUAAGCGAAUGGUUCAGCACUUACAGUGGGACCGAAUUUAAGCCCAAGAAGCGUGUGCUGAUUGGGACGCCCGGGAUUGGGAAGUCGAUGGCUGCCGGCUCGUACCUCCUCUACCAGCUGCUGCACUGCUAUGUGGGGAAACUCCAGGUGGUUUUUUAUUGUUUUGGAGAUACGACGUACGUGUUUGACAGGACCAUCCAGACGGUGACAAAAUACGAGGGUAAUGAAAUCUCCAAGAUUGUUUUGUAUGAUUUGUGGCAGCGUGGAAUGAAGGGGUACAUUAUCUACGAUGUGACAAAGCAAGGGAUACCGCCAGCGAGUUAUUUUGCACUUUUUCGUGAAUGGGGCAUGAUUGUGGUGGCAUCCCCAAAACUGGACAACUAUGAUGGAUGGAAGACGGAAGUAAAAGCCACGCGAAUCAUCAUGAAUUGCCCCGACGAGAAGGAUGUGAAGGCGAUGUGUGCAUGGAUGAAGCGCGAUGGGGAUACAUAUGAGCAAACGGACUAUUGGAAGAUGGUUGAAACACACAUGGAAAAAGUGGGGCCGCUUCCACGGCAUAUAUUUCAUGCGAAAGAUUUUAAAGCACGAUUUGGUGCCGUUGAGGAUGCCUUGGAAUCGAUCAAUUCUCGGUAUGCUGACGAUCGCUUUAUACUUCCGGGAGAGGGACUAUGGUAUUCUAAGGAUCCGUCCCAAAAACUCGUGAGGAUUGUCCGAGUAAGAGGAGAACGCGGUAAUGAGAGGUUUAUCAACGCACCGAUAUGUUAUUUCCUUGGGUCUCGAUCAGCGAAUAUUUUGGCAAAGGCAAUGAGUGAGAAAGGCUUUUUGUUGUUUGUAUUGGGGGCGAGGAAAACUAUUUUGUCCGCAUGUACGGACAGGUUUUGUUUGCGCGCGCUCAUCUUUGGGAGGUUUGUCAGUGCAAUGGCCGAGGAACUCAAGGAGCUGAAGUCACCAGCACAUGGUAUUCAGGACACUGUGCUGAAAGCAAAUCCAAGAGCGCGCCCCACCGAAAUACGUGAAAUACCUGGAGUUGGAGGAAUUCGUGCGAAACAAAAUAUAAAUUAUCAGGUGCUGUACAUACCGAUGGUCAGGAACUUUCCACUGGUGGACUGCUUUUUCUUCGUGGAGUCACCGCGGAGGACGCUGGUUGGGCUGCAGAUGACUACGGCGGGUGAGCAUCACACGACAACCAGCACCGUGCGGCAGUUCACUAAGCAUCUAUCGGGGGUUUUUAAUGGUUGGGAUGAAUUUGCUCAGGGAUUGUCGUGGGAGAUUAUUUAUGUGCAGCACGCAGACAGCAUGCCGUUGAAUGGCUGGCAGAGAUGUGAUGUCGUCGACCCGCCGAGUGUGGGAAAUGUUGAUCGUGGGAGGAUUGUGGAGUUCUGGGAAGCCACACGUCAGUACCAGUUUACGCUGACAGAUUGUUUUCUCAGGGGGAAAUUGUUUUCCGAAGAUGCUGAAACUUCGUGA